AUGGCGGAUAUUAUCACCAACAUAAAGGCCUCGCGGCUCGCAGUCCCGUGGGAUUGCCAACUUGCAGCGCGUCUAUUUCUAUUUUUCAUAUCCCUAUGUAUUGUCAGUAUGUCGGCAACCUGGAGGCGUUUAUUUUCAGUGGAAAGGAGACAAGGUGGCGCCCAACGACAAUACCUCUGGAAUGUGCCGAGCGGAAAGCAGCCGGACUUUUCAGAGUCUUACACGCACGGACAAAACAUUCCCAUAUCUUGGAAUGCCCUCAACAAUAGUGUGUAUGACCUCUGGUUGACAACAUGGAAUUUCGAGGUCAACCCCAUGGCUUUGUGCCUUGCCAGGGCAAUCAACCUCGGCCAUGACGGAUCAAUCAACUUGAAAACACCCAACAUACCCCCACAAACAUUAUCGACCAAGACUCGUUAUGUCCUCCGCUUCAAACCGCAAACCAAAGAGGGCGGAUACGUCUCUGCAGACCCUGAACUUUGCAGUCCUGCUUUUUUUAUCACGGACUCUUCUCAGACUGUACAAGCCGAGCCAGAAAGCAAUCCUGUCACCUCGACACAGACAACCCUCCAGACAAGGAGCCCAGCACCAACGCACAUCUCAACAAGUCUCGACAACACAACAGUGACCACAUCCUUCCUCCCGCUACCACCAGGCGAGGACGGCACAGCCAACUCUGAAAACAUGUCCUCUGGCCAAGCAGCAGCUCUCACGAUAGGUCUAAUCCUCACGGUGGCCCUCCUGGUAGCGUGUGAGGUAGCCUACCUCAUGUGGCGCCGAAAACAAAAGCGGAAGAUGCAACAAAGCCGAAGGUUGAAAAACAAGAGCUUGUUUGGGGCAGUCCAUGACCCGAGGAACACAGGCCCUGCCCUUACCAAGUUUGCGACUUUAGAAACCAAGUCAACACAAGAGCCAGGCCUUUCGAGGUCGGCAUUUGUUAAACUGAGAGAGUCAAUCACCUCAUGGACUCCAUCGAGGUGGGCGAGGAGUUGGAAGUGGCCCGGGGGCACAGAGAGGAAAAGGGGCAUCUUCACCCGUGUCGUCACAACUAGCCGUGACACGUCCAGCGAAAGAGGUCGAAAGAACUCGGCGAAAGCGGAUGUGGAGGUAGAGGAACGGGAAAGGCGAGAGAAUAAAGAUCGAUGGACCAUGUUCAACUCGCCGUAUACUGGACCUUGGAUGCUGGUAUCGCCCGAGCUACCGGGUGACAGCAGCUGGGGACACUAUGGCAGAAACGGAGAACUGGUGCAUGAGCUACAUGCUUCGAAUGGGAGGAAGGGGCCAGGGACCAUCCACAGUUCGUUGGUGGAGCUCGAUGCUGAGGGUGACAGAUGGGAGGAGCAGAGGCUGGAGGGGAGGUGA
Molecule: messenger RNA, 1362 nt
Organism: Podospora anserina S mat+
Lineage: Eukaryota; Fungi; Ascomycota; Sordariomycetes; Sordariales; Podosporaceae
Exons: 2
Coding region: 1-1362 (453 amino acids)
Source: RefSeq, a predicted model, not a curated record